Messenger RNA from Helianthus annuus (common sunflower), 729 nucleotides. RefSeq lists its product as uncharacterized. The transcript has a single exon. NCBI's taxonomy places the organism in Eukaryota, Viridiplantae, Streptophyta, Magnoliopsida, Asterales, Asteraceae. The record is from RefSeq and is a predicted model, not a curated record. The coding region runs from base 26 to 487 and encodes 153 amino acids.
AACCACUAAAAAAAACCGGACUACAAUGAACACAACAAAAGGCAAAACACCCAAAUCACUACAAUUCAAACCAAAACAUGAAUCCACCAACAAUGGAGUUGAUGAGUCGUUUCGAGUAUUGUACUACGCGAGUGCUUCAGCAGGAUCUGUGCCGUUUAUGUGGGAGUCCCAGCCCGGCACCCCUAAACACGCUCUCACCGAAUCAUCACUCCCACCUCUCACUCCUCCACCUUCGUACCAUCAAUGCAGCCAAAACUACAACUCAUCAAAAAGAUCCGGUUUCCUUCACAACAUUCUUUUUGCUUCUUCCCGGAAAAAGACCGAGGUCCGGCGGGUGAUGUCGGUUGUGAAGUUUGGGUUGGAAGAAGAGUGUGGUGAGCCCGAGCAUGCCGGUGGUGGGUCGCCUGCAUCGGGUGGGUUUAAGAGAAGUUACCGGGUUAAUAAAAUGAAGAAAGCAAUUCAAUGGUUUGUACGUCAUGGUAAGUAGGAGGUGUUAUUAGGUUAUCCGGUUUGGUUUGGUUAGUUAUUUCUUUUAUUUGGUUCGGUUUUUGGUUACAACCGAAUUUUAACGGAUAACCGAAUGGAUGAAGACCCCUAGAUCUAGAUAAUGGGUAAGGCAUAACUAGAAUUCCUUGAUCUAUCUUUUGUUUUGGAUAUUGUUCAUGGUAUAGAUGUACUUUUGAGUCAUUGUAUUUUUAUGUGUUUUAACAAGUAAAAAAAAGAAAAAGA